GUGCCGGGAGGCGGCUACAGGGAAAGUGUUCCACUGAUCUCCGGGAAGGUUGGUUAUGGCAGCUGCCAAGGUCCCGCCAGAUGUAGCUCUGCGAGAAGCCACGCACCGAAAAUUGCGAAAGUUUUCAGAGCUAAGAGGCAAAGCUGUGGCAGCUGGAGAAUUCUGGGACAUUGUUGCAAUAACAGCUGCUGAUGAAAAACAGGAACUUGCCUAUAAGCAACAGCUGUCAGAAAAGCUGAAAAGAAAGGCGUUGCCCCUUGGAGUUCAAUAUCAUGUUUUUGUUGAUCCUGUUGGAGCCAAAAUUGGAAAUGGAGGAUCAACACUUUGUGUCCUGCAAUGUUUGGAAAAGUUGUAUGGAGAUAAAUGGAGUUCUUUUACCAUCCUAUUAAUUCACUCUGGUGGCUACAGUCAACGCCUUCCAAAUGCAAGUGCUCUGGGGAAAAUUUUCACUGCUUUACCUCUUGGUAACCCCAUUUUUCAGAUGUUGGAACUAAAAUUAGCCAUGUAUAUUGAUUUCCCCCCACAUAUGAAUCCUGGGAUUCUGAUUACCUGUGCAGAUGAUAUUGAACUUUAUAGUGUUGGAGAAUCUGAGUUUAUCAGAUUUGACAAACCUGGCUUUACUGCUUUAGCUCAUCCUUCUAGUUUGACUGUAGGCACCACACAUGGAGUAUUUGUCUUAGAACCUUUUAAUUAUCCAGAAUUUAGAGAUCUCGAAUAUAGGUGUUGCCGUCGUUUCCUUCAUAAGCCCAGUAUAGAAAAUAUGCAUCAAUUUGAUGCUGUGUAUAAAGAAGGAAAUUUUUUUCAACAGGACUUUGCUAGAGGUGACACUCCCUCUCUUAAUUUAGGUACUGAGUAUGUCUAUACGGACAGCCUGUUUUACAUAGAUUAUAAAUCAGCAAAAAAGUUACUUGCUUUUUAUGAAAAAAUAGGCACACUGAACUGUGAAAUAGAUGCAUAUGGAGACUUUCUGCAGGCUUUGGGACCUGGAGCAACCAUGGAGUAUACCAGAAACACAUCAAAUGUCAUUAAGGAAGAGUCAGAGUUGGUAAACAUGAGGCAGAGAAUAUUUCAUCUUCUUAAAGGAACACCACUAAAUGUUGUUGUUCUUAAUAACUCCAAAUUUUAUCACAUUGGAACAACUGAAGAGUAUUUGUUUCAUUUGUCUUCAGAUAGCAAUUUGAAAUCAGAGCUUGGCUUACAGUCCAUAGCUUUUAGCAUCUCUCCAGCAAUACCAGAAUGCUCUGGUAAAACAUCCUGUGUCAUUCAAAGUAUAUUGGAUUCAAGAUGUUCUGUGGCACCUGGCUCAGUUAUUGAAUAUUCCAGAUUGGGGUCUAAUGUUUCAGUUGGGGAAAACUGCAUUAUCAGUGGUUCUUAUAUCAUAACAAAAGCCAUCCUGCCCCCAUAUUCUUGUGUGUGUUCCUUAAGCUUAAAGAUGAAUGGACAUUUAAAGUAUUCAACUGUGGCAUUUGGAGUACAUGACAACUUGAAAAAGAAUGUUAGAACAUUUUCAGAUAUAAAAUUACUUCAAUUCUUUGGAGUCUGUUUCCUGUCAUGUUUAGAUAUUUGGAAUCUUAAAGUUACAGAGGAACUGUUCUCUGGGAAGAAGACAUAUCUGAGUUUGUGGACUGCUCGCAUUUUCCCAGUUUGUUGUUCUUUGAGUGAUUCAGUUACAACAUCCCUAAAAAUGUUACAUGCUGUAAAGAACAAGUCGUCAUUCAGCCUGAAUAACUAUCAGUUAUUGUCCAUUGAAGAAAUGCUUAUCUACAAAGAUGUAGAAGACAUGAUCACUUACAGAGAGCAAAUUUUUCUAGAAAUUAGUUUAAAUAAAAAGCAAUCUGAUUUAGAGACCUCUUAAAUAUUGUGUCCUUUGCCUUCAUUGAUUGAACAAGAUUGCAAAUACAGGAGUUUUCUGUAGACUUUUUUUUUUUGGCUUGUUUCACUGAAAUGAACUAAUGAAAAUUGUAUUAACAUUGUUAUCGUAGCAUAACAUUAACCACAAAAUACAGAUAAACUAUUUUUCAAUGAAAGAAUCAAUAUUGCAAGGCUAUAAGUUAGAAAAGGCAUACUUCUUUUUUCCAUGUUCACUACUAUUUUAAUUUUCCUUUUAAUAAGGAUAGAUUUGUAGAGCAUUGUUUUGUUCCCAUAAUACCAUAGAAAUUUUUUAAAUCUAAUUUUCUAAAAAUACCCUUAGAAUUUUUUCAUCUUCUUUUGGACUUUGGUUCCAAUAAAGUUCUAAGUAUUUCUUUACACCUUUCAUCAAAUGUAGCUAUAUUUAGAGAUGAACUAAUAAAAUUGACAUAUUAUAGGGUCUUCAGUGUGUUGUAGGAAUACAGUAGAAAUAAUUUUUUGAAAACAUAUAUAGCUGACAGUUUCAGAUUAAACCAAUGCUUAAUAAUCUGAUUAUUUAAAUGCAUAAGUAACUGGAUACAGCCAGUUCUGAAUAAAAGUCUUUGUCUCUCAA
Molecule: messenger RNA, 2461 nt
Organism: Choloepus didactylus (southern two-toed sloth)
Lineage: Eukaryota; Metazoa; Chordata; Mammalia; Pilosa; Megalonychidae
Gene: FPGT
Product: fucose-1-phosphate guanylyltransferase
Exons: 4
Coding region: 56-1855 (599 amino acids)
Molecular function (GO): transferase activity, transferring phosphorus-containing groups
Source: RefSeq, a predicted model, not a curated record